GUUUCUUCCCCCGCCCCUCUCCCUCUCUCUCCCCCUGCCUCUGCCUCUGCCUCGCUCCCAUAGCAAUGGCGUGCAAGCUUCCAGCUCAGCUAGCAACCCCAGGAAAACUCCAUCACCACUGUCAAUUCACCAUCACAUCCGCCUUUAUUCCCCUCUCCUGGCGUAGGACUCUGUCACCAGAACCUCUCCUCUCUCUUUCCACCUCAUUUCCUUCAGGGAAGUGUAAUGGAAAGCAACUUGUGACAUGUAGUGCUAUUGGGACUGCAGAGGCAACAGGGGCAGUGAAUUUAGGACCAGGGACUCCAGUUAGACCAACCAGUAUAUUAGUUGUAGGAGCCACUGGUACUUUAGGCAGGCAAAUUGUGAGAAGAGCCCUUGAUGAAGGCUAUGAUGUUAGGUGUCUUGUUAGGCCUAGACCUGCCCCUGCUGAUUUCCUUCGUGAUUGGGGUGCCACUGUUGUCAAUGCAGAUCUUAGUAAGCCUGAGACUAUACCUGCAACAAUGGUUGGGGUUCAUACAGUUAUUGACUGUGCUACUGGGCGUCCCGAAGAGCCCAUUAAAACGGUAGAUUGGGAAGGAAAAGUUGCUCUAAUACAAUGUGCAAAAGCAAUGGGAAUCCAGAAGUAUGUGUUCUAUUCUAUCCACAACUGUGACAAGCAUCCUGAAGUUCCCCUAAUGGAGAUUAAAUAUUGCACUGAGAAGUUUCUUCAGGACUCUGGUCUAACCCACGUCAUUAUCCGUCUAUGUGGUUUCAUGCAAGGCCUUAUUGGGCAAUAUGCAGUACCUAUUCUAGAAGAGAAAUCUGUAUGGGGAACAGAUGCCCCAACAAGAAUUGCAUACAUGGAUACCCAGGAUAUAGCUCGACUGACACUUGUAGCAUUACGGAAUGAGAAAAUUAAUGGGAAGCUCCUCACCUUUGCUGGCCCUCGAGCUUGGACUACUCAAGAGGUCAUAACAUUGUGCGAGAGGCUUGCGGGGCAGGAUGCAAAUGUUACUACUGUCCCAGUCUCUGUCUUAAGAUUCACUCGUCAGUUGACUCGGUUUUUUGAGUGGACAAGUGAUGUUGCUGAUCGGCUAGCAUUUUCAGAGGUCCUUACAAGUGAUGUUGUUUUUUCCGCUCCGAUGACUGAGACAUACAGUCUUCUAGGGGUGGAGCAGAAAGAUAUAGUUACACUGGAGAAGUAUUUGCAGGAUUAUUUUACAAACAUAUUGAAGAAACUGAAAGACCUCAAAGCACAAUCAAAACAAAGCGACUUCUACAUCUGAAGAAGCAAGAUUAUGUUACUGUAAAUGAAGCUAUAUAUGUAUUUAAGCACAAGUUUUGUGUUUGGCAAAAUGUAUGAAUAGGCAACGCCAUUCAUAUUCCGCAAUUUGAUCCUCGCUCUUUUCUCUAUUCCACUUUUUCUGUCUUUUCCUUUGGUCAAAAUUGAACAGUGAAGAAUUACUCAAUACUAAAAGGUAUUAGCUUUUGGAAUUA
Populus euphratica (Euphrates poplar) is the source of this 1476-nucleotide messenger RNA. RefSeq lists its product as uncharacterized. Bases 66 to 1265 code for a protein of 399 amino acids. The record is from RefSeq and is a predicted model, not a curated record. Lineage: Eukaryota; Viridiplantae; Streptophyta; Magnoliopsida; Malpighiales; Salicaceae. The transcript has 7 exons.